This is a messenger RNA of Mucor mucedo, 954 nucleotides long. RefSeq lists its product as uncharacterized. The annotation marks the transcript as partial. Gene Ontology annotation, cellular component: cell tip; Golgi to plasma membrane transport vesicle. Gene Ontology annotation, molecular function: guanyl-nucleotide exchange factor activity. The record is from RefSeq and is a predicted model, not a curated record. Gene Ontology annotation, biological process: exocytosis. The transcript has 2 exons. NCBI's taxonomy places the organism in Eukaryota, Fungi, Mucoromycota, Mucoromycetes, Mucorales, Mucoraceae.
AUCCAAAAGCAAUCACAAGAGAUUCAGGAGCUUCGACACGAAAUCAUCCACCUGAACCAAAAAUACAUUGACCAGAUCGACCGUAUACAAAUAGCAGAGCAAGCCCAAUUUCAAGUCGAAUCCGAGCUCGAGGAUCUUUCUUUACGCUUAUUUGAACAAGCCAAUAAGAUGGUAGCCGAAGAAAAGAAGGCACGCUAUGUUGCCGAAAAGAAAUUGAUGCAAAUGGAAAGAGAAUUAAGUACAGUGCAUCAGGAACUAUCAGACGAACGAGCUCAGUUGAACGAGUUGAGAAGACGAUUUGAAGAGGACGGAGAGCAGCAGAAUUUUUAUCAUCCUUCCGAUAUAUCCACUACAGAUACAGUGCCCCCCGUGGUACUUUGUGUCAGUCCCAGUCCGAUGAGCAUGAUUGAUUCUACCAAUGUCUUUUUGGAUGAUGCCUGGUUAGGUCUCUUUAAAGACUUUUUGACACUGGCACCCAAGACAUCCAUGGAGGCCAUUCAUCGUUUACCGUUUCUGAAGCAAUGUCUCGAACUCGAUAUUGAGCCUUGUCUCCGGUUUGGAAAUACCACACGAUCCAGGCUCUCUAUCAAAAAAGUCCUGGAAGCCGUGAUGCGUGAACCCUGUUUGAUCGAAUCAGAUACGCCCAAAAAACGACACUCGCAUGAUCAUCUCUCUACCAAUACCACCACUGCAACCAUGAAACAAACCAUGUGUUAUGCAUGUGGUACAACCAUGCACCUGGAUUUGUUUCGGUUCAGGUUGAAAGAACAGGACACUGAAUCCUAUCUGAUUGAUCGAGCUUGUCGGGAUCGGUUGGUGGCCGUGUGUGAUUUUUAUGUGUUUAUACGACAUGUACGCUCGGGAUUGCAAAGUCAGAGAACUAUCCAGAGUUUAUUUCAGGAAUGCAUCUGGCUUAAACUUUGCAUGUUUUGGGCGAGGUCUGGUGUGCAUCAU